AUGAUGAAAGUGGAACAUGUUCGCCUUUUCCCCCAUUACAAGUAUCGUUCCAGGCGCCGACCGAAACCAGAAAUAGGGGCAUUGCCGCAGUCGACCGCCGUAGACUUUCCUAUCAGGACACAUCUUGGACCUGUGCAUAGAUCGAGUGAAGCCUCGAGGAAGAAGCACGAGCAGCCUCAACAACAUCCCUACAAGCGCCCCAAACUACAAGGAGCAUCAGCGAAUUUGGAAAGCCUUGACCCUCCCUCGUUCCCAGUCGCUGAGAAGAUCUCUCCGGUAGCCUCGGGAAGUACCCAACUGGCCUUUCCACCUGUAGCCAUGAACCCAGAGAAUGUAUUUUCUCCGCCGAUGCCUCCCGCAUACCCUCCACCCAGGCCGCAUGCAUAUUCUCCACACCUUUCCAACGAUGCCGCAUUAGAUCACCUUCCCUCAGACGCGUUUUCCUUUUCGCCUACAGACGGUCUAUCUACACGUAUCUACCCUCCGUCCUCUCUCUUUGACUCUUCGUUUGACAUGAGGGCUUAUCCAUCUGACGUGCCAUCAAAUGACUCAUAUGCGCAUCCUACGAUCCCCCCAGAAUCCUUUUCCUAUCCCUCGCAACCACAGCCGACACCGACCAUUCUGCCAGGGCAGCCGAUGCCAGCGUACGCUGCCUGGGGAUUCCCCUCUCAAGAAAAAUUCGAUGAUUGGCGGAGACAAUCGGUGUCUCACUAUCCACGAUAG
Molecule: messenger RNA, 723 nt
Organism: Heterobasidion irregulare TC 32-1
Lineage: Eukaryota; Fungi; Basidiomycota; Agaricomycetes; Russulales; Bondarzewiaceae
Exons: 2
Coding region: 1-723 (240 amino acids)
Source: RefSeq, a predicted model, not a curated record